This is a messenger RNA of Apis dorsata (giant honeybee), 3850 nucleotides long. RefSeq names its product STE20-like serine/threonine-protein kinase. NCBI's taxonomy places the organism in Eukaryota, Metazoa, Arthropoda, Insecta, Hymenoptera, Apidae. The record is from RefSeq and is a predicted model, not a curated record. The transcript is spliced from 3 exons. Bases 603 to 2099 code for a protein of 498 amino acids.
UCGUUGCAUUCGUGUUCGAUCAUGUUAUUUUUCAACGGAAUUUACCGCUAGUACGAAAGAAAUAGAGUACCGGUUGUGAGUUGUGAGUGGCACGUACUAGCGCAUAGCGUUGACAUUUUUCUAUGAGUGUGUAUCUCCAUCGAAUCGGUUACGUAAAAAUCUUCAUCCAAUUAUAAAGUUCGAGAAAUAGUGAUUCUUAAAGUGAUAAUAAAUUUGUAUGGAUUGCCAAGUAUUCAUUUUGAUGUGAUUUUGCCGCGUGCGAUAAAAUUCAAGGACGCAUUAAUGGCAUUCUAUGUAUAUCAUAUACGCUAAAUCUUAAGUUACGAUUACACUCACAUUAUUGGACAUAUUUUCGAGCAGUAUUCUACAAUAGGGCAUGUAAUGUUAUAAGUGGCCAAGGAAACCAAGAGACCAAAAUAGAUAGAAAGGAAUCGCAUAUAUUUGUAGGUAAAAGCAAAAGCAAGGUACAAAUAGAUUACUUGAUCUUCCGCAACCAAACAGAGGGGGCUUGUUGAAUUUACGUGGGGGCGAGUACAGCUAAGAAAAAGGGCGUGGAAAGAUUAAACGAGUUAAUAGGCAGGACGUAAACGUACGCUAACGUUAUGGGUAAGACGCCAAAGAAGGCGACCCCUGGGGGCGAUGAGAGGAAUUUGUACAAUCGGAGACUCAAGGCAACGACCGCGCCGCCAAAUCCUUCUGAAACUAGCUUGCACAAGAGACAGCGCGAAUCCAAGAUUCCGAACAGAUCUAAAUUGAGCACUUUACAAAAGAGAGUACCACAUAGUCCAAGAAAAAAUUUUAAAAAUAAAGUUUGUAUGCAGUCAAAGUUGAGCUAUUCUCCGAAGAAAAUAAUAGAUCUUGAGGAUACAGCAUCUGGAAAUUCUAAAGAAAAAAUAUUUACCAUACCAGAAAAAAGUGAAGAAUCAAUUUUAGCAAAUAUGCAGCCAGAAUCAGAGGAAGCAGAUGUAAAAAUAAAUCCAACUGUACAAAUGGAAUAUGUAAAAAAAGAUACUUCUAAAGAUACACAAGAAUCUGAUGAAAUGCAUAUUGAUUAUACCUCUUCGGAACCUGUUUCAAUAUCCAAAGUGCAAGAAGAUUCAAUAGAUAAAGAAGUAGUGAUCGAGGAAGAACAAACAGAGAGUCAAGAGAAAGCAAGUAAUUUCGAUAAAGAUAAAGAAAUAGAACAGCAUGAAGAAAAUGAUUUAAAUUUGCGUUUAGAAACGGAAGAUAAUCCCGUACAUACGACAUAUGAGGAAAAGACGGAUGAUAUAGAUUUAAAAAAUGAAAGUAGUGAAAAAUGUCCUUCCGAAGCAGGGACAACAAAGAGUGACACACAACAAAAAGAAGAUUUACACAGUGAAUCUCAAACUGACACGGAAAGUAAUUCGGUAGAUAUUUUAGAGAUCACAACGUCUGAAAUGUCUGAAACGUCUGAAACUGCGUCGCAAAAUGAUAUUCAAAAAGAAAAGGAAAAAGAAAAGGAGAAGCGCGAAGAAAGCAUUAGCAAAGAUGUUUCGUUCGUUUCGUACGAUUCUUCAAUAAUGCUGAAGGAUGUACAGAUCAAAUUGAACGAUUGUUUAAAAGAAAACUCGAAGUUAUUCGAUACGAGCAACACUAGUCAUAAUACGUCGAGUCAGCCACAAAAAGAAAUGUCCUUUGGGAAAACUUUAAGAAGUAUUACCGGUCGACGUUCUCUAAACGCAAUGCGACACGUUACUUUACGCGAGCAAAGGUAUUCACCGAACGACUCGUUAUUUGUUAAUACAUCGAGCGCAUCUUUGCCACCAGAUGAUAUAGCGGAUUAUAAGAUUGUUCGUUAUAGUACCGAUUUGUCCGACAUGCUUUCUACCACAAAUGGUAGCCCAACAGAGAGAAAACGAAAACACGAAAUCGAUAAUUGGAGUUCCAUUAAGAAACAGAAAACAGAAUCCGAAAACAGUUUAUUGAAUAGUUCGAUCGGUUUAUUGAAAGGGUUACGCAAGCCUAUACAAGUUUCUACUCCAGUAUCCGAGAUGAAGUUUCAAACCGACAAAUUGGAAUUGGAUGAAAGUAGUAAAUCGGCGAAUGAAGGUAGCAAAAAAUGGUGUGUUAUCAUGUAAAUUACCAUCGAAUCGCAUUUCAAUCGAUGAAAAAGAGUUUUAUAUAUUUUUGCACACGAGGAAAGCGAUUCGUGCCAUGUUAUACGCCUGGAGAACAAACAAACUUAGGUAUAUAAAUUCGUUAUAUACAAAGCAAAAUUAAAUUACUGAAUUAUAUAUUUUUUUGAUAACGUAAAAGUGAAUGUGUUUUUCACUUGUAUCCGUUUGUCUGUCUCUGUUUAUUUUCUUUUCUUUUUUUUUUUUUUUCUUUCUUACUUACUUUCUCUCUUUUUUUUCUUCUUUGUCAUUUUAAACGACGUGCUCAUAGUUUAUCUUUCGAAAAGAUACUCAUAUUUAUAAUAUUAUUUUUUUCGAAGCAUUACUAUAUACUUCGUACAAUAUACGUACAAUAGAUCGUGCAAUUUUACACGACAGAGGCUCAUGAAAAGACAUCAUAUUCUUAAUAAUCUUUUAAACUUUGACAUAUAUAUUAUAUGUAUAUUAUUAAGUAUGUCUUAUAUUUGUCACUAGCGGUCAAGUAUAUUUUAUACAAACAACAACAAAAUGUAAUUAUAGGAAAUAUAUGAUAAUAGAAUUUUUUCUCGUCAUUUGGAGACUAUUUCAUCGAAUAGGAAAUUCAUAAUAUUAAAAUAAAUGAUGAGAUAAAUAAUAAGAUGAAUGAUCAUACGAUAGACAAAUAAUAUUUUUCAAAUAUAUAUUUUUUGCGUGUAUUACUUUUGGUAUAUCUUUAUCGAUUCUCAAUUUUACGAGUCGUUAGAAAAAUUAAUUAAUAUUUUCUUUACUUGUUUCGUUUGCUUUAAGUUAAAUGAAUAUUGCAAUAAAUAUUUUGCGACGAUUCAUUUUAUUUUUUGACAUUAUAAAAAGUAUAUUUUCUGACAGUUUAGACGUAAAUCAAUUAAUAUCUUAGAUUAUCUUUCUAUAUGGAAAAUAAUUAAACGUUUCGACAAGCGAGACGAUUGAGACACCGGAAAUUCGAGGAUAUUGUAAAGAAUCUGAUUUACCAUACACGUUUGUCGAAGCGAUUUUAGAGCUUAUCUUUUUAUCUUAAUUUUUUUAUCACGAGAUUUUCAAGCAAUUAAUGAAAGAUUCACCAAUUUUUUUUUUUCAUACUUAGAUAAGAUAAAUUGUAAGAUAAAUUGUUGUUAAAAAAUAGGCUGGUAUUUUAUAACAUUUGCGAUGUUCAGCGACGAAAAAAUUAAAAUUAUCUUGAAAAGAUGAUUAUUGAAUUUUUGUAAAAUCUUAUAAUAAAUUGGAAUAUCUUGAAAUUGGAAGGAUUUGAAUCGAUUUCGAGGGAAAUGGCGCAUGAUUCUAAAACUCGUUGCUCGUCGCAAGACUGCUCGAUACUUGGACAAUUGAUUUCCAAUUGUUACAUAGAUGAAACAAUGCGGGACACGUUUGAAAUCAAAGUUUAUCGAUUAAAUUAGAUUGUAAAUAAUCGACAAUGUUGCAAUUAUAAGAGUACGAAUUUCUGUCGAAUGCUUCGACCAAAGGCGUUCUUUCAUGACACAAUACAAAAAUCAUUUAAGUUAGAAUUCACUUUUUAUCAUUACACACACAUUACAGGCAUACAUUACAUACAUGCACCACAUCCGUAUUUUUAAAUUAUAUAUUCUCCACGAUAUUUUCGAAUAACAAUCAUCUUCCACGUAGAGAUUACUCGUAUUCCAAGCGCAUCUGUUCAAAUUAAAUCAGGGCCAAACACGUAGUAGGUCUAUGCACUUUUCUACAUUAUGUUACAUUAAGCGGAAAAA